Suillus paluster is the source of this 1359-nucleotide messenger RNA. RefSeq lists its product as uncharacterized. Lineage: Eukaryota; Fungi; Basidiomycota; Agaricomycetes; Boletales; Suillaceae. The transcript is spliced from 2 exons. Gene Ontology annotation, molecular function: phosphoprotein phosphatase activity. The annotation marks the transcript as partial. The record is from RefSeq and is a predicted model, not a curated record.
CCCCCACCACCUGCAGAACCAGAUCCAGUGUAUAUGACACUCUCACUCGAGCCAUCCCACGUCGUCGACGAUCCACGCGCCUCCAGAAAGCUUCUCAUCUUAGAUUUGAAUGGCACUCUACUCAUACGGUCGCAACAUUCACGCGCACAACCGAAAGUCACGCAUGACGGGAUUCCUACUGGCCCAGCACCGCGCCUUCGUGCAGUGCAGCCACGUCCCUACAUACCCGCCUUUUGUGCGUAUCUUUUCGCAUCCGAGACUCAAGAAUGGCUGGACACCAUGGUCUGGUCUUCCGCACAACCGCAUAGUGUGGCGGACAUGGUAGACAAGGUUUUUGGUGAUUUCAAAAGCAAGCUUGUCGCGGUCUGGGACCGCGGCAGUUUGGGACUCAGUAAGGAGGAUUAUCACCGAAAAGCGCUGACAACCAAGGAUCUUACAAAGCCCUGGACAUUGCUUCCAUUAGGCACCAACCCAGCAGAGAUCGGGGUGCCAUCAGAAGCAGAUUGUAUCGCUGAGCAAGCUGGGUUGGCUCCUUCUGUGACGCACUCCGCCAUGACCACCCUUCUCCUUGACGAUUCUCCUCACAAAGCCCGUCUCCAGCCAUACAAUCACGUCUGCAUACCCGAGUAUAAUUCCUCGUUCAGGGAAAAAGACCUUCAGCAGUUUGAGCGCGACAAGAUAAAAGUGAAGGCGACUCAAGGACAAACCAAACCCACACCUAAGAAGCGAAAACGGAAGGCAAAUAAAGCUGUGUCGGAUCAACCCGAGUCGGCAGAGAUGAUAUCACCCUCCUCAGGCUCUGAUUUGAGUGUAGUCGGUUCUACCUCAGCUCAUGUAGAGCAGUCUUCCAUCUCCAGUCCACUUACAGAAAGCCUAUCAUCUCAACCAUCUGCUGAGCCAUAUGACCCUACCAUUCUUGCAGUUAUAGGUGUCCUGGACGAGAUCAAGAAGCAGAGCAGCGUUGCUGGGUGGAUACAAGGCGGGGGUCUUUGGGAUACCAUUCCUGUUCCUGAGGCUGAAAGAGAAUCUACUUCUAUUGCAUCAGCCUCAGACGCAAGUACUGUCGAGGAUCUCCCACCGUCAACCGACUCUCAGGAAGCGAGAAUGCUCACGAAGAAAGAGUUUCUGGCAGCACAACCCAUACAAUCUGCUCUUAGCGCCGAUCGGGAAGUCAUCCAGGCCGGAAAUGAUGAGUCCACCACCGCCAACAUUUCAGUCGCGGGUGUUCCUACUGCUGCGCCAGGCGCUGGUGCACAAAGUGUGGGAAUGUGGUUCAGUGAUGAACCAACGUUGACUUAUUGGGUUGGGAGAGGGCGCAGGGCACUUGACAGUUUGGGAAUUGAGGCAUGUCACGGCGUU